GCUGAGCCAACUCACUUUCCAAACCCUCCAGCAGCCAAGUGUCCGGCCAGAGUGUCAGCGAGCAGCACAGGCCACCACUUCGCCACCAGCUCAUGGAGCCCCCGGCACUCCUCCUGCUCCUCAGCCUCUGCUCAGCUGGCCUCGUCCUGGGCUCCGAACAUGAGACCCGUCUGGUGGCAAAGCUCUUUGAAGAUUACAACAGCGUGGUGCGGCCCGUGGAAGACCACCGCCAGGCCGUGGAGGUCACAGUGGGCCUGCAGCUGAUACAGCUCAUCAACGUGGAUGAAGUAAAUCAGAUCGUGACAACCAAUGUUCGUCUGAAACAGCAAUGGGUGGAUUACAACCUAAAAUGGAAUCCAGACGACUACGGUGGCGUGAAAAAAAUUCACAUUCCUUCGGAAAAGAUCUGGCACCCAGACUUCGUGCUUUAUAACAAUGCAGAUGGUGACUUUGCCAUUGUCAAGUUCACCAAAGUGCUCCUGGACUACACUGGCCACAUCACGUGGACACCGCCUGCCAUCUUUAAAAGCUAUUGUGAGAUCAUUGUCACCCACUUUCCAUUUGAUGAACAGAACUGCAGCAUGAAGUUGGGCACAUGGACCUACGAUGGCUCUGUGGUGGCCAUCAACCCGGAAAGCGACCAGCCAGACCUGAGCAACUUCAUGGAGAGUGGGGAAUGGGUGAUCAAGGAGGCCCGGGGCUGGAAGCACCGCGUGCUCUACGCCUGCUGCCCCUCCACCCCCUACCUGGACAUCACCUACCACUUCGUCAUGCAGCGCCUGCCCCUCUACUUUAUCGUCAAUGUCAUCAUUCCCUGCCUGCUCUUCUCCUUCUUGACCGGCCUGGUGUUCUACCUGCCCACAGACUCAGGGGAGAAGAUGACCCUGAGCAUCUCGGUCCUGCUGUCCUUGACCGUGUUCCUUCUGGUCAUCGUGGAGCUGAUCCCAUCCACCUCCAGUGCCGUGCCCUUGAUUGGGAAGUACAUGCUGUUCACCAUGGUCUUUGUCAUCGCAUCCAUCAUCAUCACUGUCAUUGUCAUCAACACGCACCACCGCUCCCCCAGCACCCACGUCAUGCCCGAGUGGGUGCGGAAGGUUUUUAUAGAUACCAUCCCAAAUAUCAUGUUCUUCUCCACGAUGAAAAGACCAUCCAGAGAAAAACAAGACAAAAAGAUUUUCACAGAAGACAUUGAUAUUUCUGACAUCUCUGGGAAGCCAGGGCCUCCACCCAUGGGUUUCCACUCUCCUCUGAUCAAACACCCCGAGGUGAAAAGUGCCAUCGAGGGCAUCAAAUACAUCGCAGAGACCAUGAAGUCAGACCAGGAGUCCAACAACGCGGCCGAGGAAUGGAAGUACGUUGCAAUGGUGAUGGACCACAUUCUCCUCGGGGUCUUCAUGCUCGUCUGCAUCAUCGGAACCCUGGCUGUGUUUGCAGGUCGGCUCAUUGAAUUAAAUCAGCAGGGAUGAGCGGAAAGCUGCGCUGAGAUCUGUCUACUUGGAUACACACUCACUUAUCAAAUAUUUAAUUUUCUGUAUUUAUUAUUCAUGACAGAGAUUUAUGUUUACAUAAGGUUAUGGCCUCAAAGUGUUUUCACAUCGCUUCUCCCUGCACUCCUGCUGGGCUGCCUGGAGAGUGAACUCCUUGCAGUAAAUGAAAAUGGAUGGCUGCAAGAAGUGUUCAUUUCCAGGAGUGUCUGGAAGUUUGGCCCAGAAUAAUUGAGGUUUUCUGUUGGUUUGAGUUUUUUUUUUUUUUUAAAUAUUAUUUUAAGCAAAGAGUAUAGCCUUGAUUUAAAAGUCAGUUUUAUACCUACUAAAAAAGCCCCAUCUACUAAAUCCCAAAAAGAUAAAGUCUUUGACUUGGAGAGAAAGAAAGCAAUAGAAAGACAAGAGGAAAAUUCUGGAAUGGCUCCCCAAAUGCAAGCUGCCUCAAAAAACUCAUGAUUUAAGGCAGAAUUGAGAGGUGAGGGAAUUGAGAGGUGAGGGAAUGACUUCCUGUCUAACACAGCACCUGAGUUUGAUGCCGGUGGUUUGAGGGGAAGGAGGUCCCAACCUGUACUGCGUGUGGGGGCCAGGCACUGUGGGCAUCCUCUCACGCGUGUGGUUUUAUUCACCCUCAUAAAUCUUAAAAGUGUCUCCAUUUUACAAAUGAGAAAACAGAACUUGGGGGAGGUUAAGUUAUUGCCCAAACUACCAAGUAGAAUUGACAUUUGAGCCCAAACCUUGUGGGUUCAAAGCAGCUCUGGGCUGGGUCAGUCCAUCUGCUCACUUGCCCGUUGGAUCCACCCUGGCUCCAUCUGGGCCAUUUGGUGACCCUGCUCAGUGUUUUUGAGAGGGUCGGUCUUUGUGUCAACGUUCUCGCUGCCUUCCCAAUUAAACUACCUGCCUCUUCCCCCAGUCCGUAUCCCAAUCCUCUUUGGGGUUCCUGUUCUAUACAUGAAAUCAGAACUGUGUGUCUAGGAGUUCCUGUCAUGGUGCAGCGGAAAUGAAUCCGACUAGAAACCAUGAGGUUUCGGGUUCGGUCCCUGGCCUCACUCAGUGGGCUAAGGAUCCGGUGUUGCCGUGAGCUGUGGUGUAGGUCACAGACACGGCUCGGAUCUGGCAUGGCUGUGGCUGUGGCAUAGGCCGGUGGCAACAGCUCCAAUUAGACCCCUAGCCUUGGAACCUCCAUAUGCUGUGGGUACAGCUCUAGAAAAAAGACAAAAAAGACAAAAAAAAAAAAUGUGUCUAUAUCAUCACUAUUUCUAAAAUUCUGGAUGAGCAAGUGGGAGGGAAAAUGAUUUCCUCUCUCCAUAGCAACCUUUAAGCCACAAGGCAGUUCACACCCAGACCUAGAAAAUGUGCAGCUCCGGGCUCAGUAACAACCAUCAGGUCCCUAGAGCACAUCUGACCCUCAUCAGUACCAGGGAGAGUGGGGAGCUGCACCGCCAGAUGGCCUGUCUGAGCCCAGGGGGUUUCAAUCUGUGUUUCCAUGGGAUUCCCCAUCACACACCCAUGGCAGGACUGAGUGCCUUCAUUUAAGAGUAAACUGAAGGGAAAAUGGUUUGGCAAGUCCUCAAAAACCUAAAAGCUACCAUAUGACCCACCAGUUCCACUCCUAGGUAUACACCCCAAAGAAGGGAAAGCAGGGAUUUGAACACACACUUGGACACCAGUGUUCACUGCAGCAUUAUUCACGACAGCCAACUGGUGGAAACCACUCAAGUGCCCAUCAAUAGAUAAAGGAAAUGUGGUUAUGUUAUACACACACAUACACAAUGGAUUAUUCAGUCUUAAGAAGGAAUGAAACUUUGCUAAAUGCUACAAUACAGCUCAAUCUUGAAAACAUUAUGCUAAGUAAAUAAGCCAGAUGCAAAAGGACAAAGACUGUACAUUUCCAUGCGUAGGAAAUACCUAAAGUAAUCAAAGUCAUAAAGACAGAAAAUAGAAAACAGGUUAGGGUCACCAGGCUGUACAGUAGAAAAAAAAAUUGUAUUGGGGAAAUGGCUAUUAAAAAUAAUAAUAAAAAAAGAAGAAAAAAACAAAAAACCAAACAAAAAGAAAACGGGUUACCAGGGUUUGGGAGGAGGGGUGUUUUAUUGCUUAAUGGGUAGACUUUCAGUUUGAGAUGAUGAAAAGUUGUGGAAGUAGAUAGUCGUGAUGAUUGUACAACGUUGGGAAUGUAUUUAAUACCAUUGCAUCCAACAUUUAAAAAUAGUUAAGAUGGUAAAUUUUAUGUGUA
Molecule: messenger RNA, 3717 nt
Organism: Sus scrofa (pig)
Lineage: Eukaryota; Metazoa; Chordata; Mammalia; Artiodactyla; Suidae
Gene: CHRNA1
Product: cholinergic receptor nicotinic alpha 1 subunit
Biological process (GO): monoatomic ion transmembrane transport
Cellular component (GO): postsynaptic membrane
Molecular function (GO): acetylcholine-gated monoatomic cation-selective channel activity; transmembrane signaling receptor activity
Source: RefSeq, a predicted model, not a curated record